CCAACCACGAGGGAGAAGGUCGUAUUUUUAUAUUCGUUCUCAAUUCUGUCAGUAACAUUAUGGGUGCCAACCGUCCUGAUACCGUUGCGGCGGCCGAGGCCACCGAGCGGUCCGACCCGCUGGACAACCCUACUCCACGCUCGUGUUACAACUGUCACCGGCGCAAGGUUCGCUGUGACAAGGGCCAGCCGUGCGUUCGCUGUGCCCGUAGCGGCAAGCUAUGCACCUAUCCGCCAAUUGGGCAGCGGAUUCAGCGCCCUAGAAAGACGACCAUGGCCUGGGUAGCAAACUGUCUCUAUACCCUGGAGAAGCGCCUCCCAGUACCAUCGGCAUCACUCCUUGAACCCACACCGGCAGCUGGGGCCCCUUCGUCCAACCCCCCUCAGCCACCUGCUGGGCGUCCAACGACGACCGCAGCCACACCGGGGGAGGCUGAGCACUACUUUGGAGACGAGAUUCUGGUCCAAAAGGGCUCGCACAGCGAGUACUUCAACGAGCCGCUCCACUCUAGGAUGAUUGAGCAGCAAAAGGACAUCCAAAACGUCUUGACCACCCCACCGGCCAGUGAACAGGAACUCCUGUCCCGUUUUUCCAUUUACAACCCAAUGGGGAUACUAUCUGCGGCGUCCUCGCAGCCAUGCUCCAGCUACUUCCCGCACAAGCAGACGGCCCUGAGGCUCUGGAACACGUAUCUCGAGAGGAUUGAGGCAUGCUCCGGCAUCAAGAUCCUGCACGUCCCCACAGAGGAGGUCAGGAUAUGUGCUACCAUUGAGAAUCCGGCGGGGGCUCAGCCAGAGGACUUGGCCAUGUGCUACUCCGUCUUCUUUGCCGCCAUGGCCGUCCUCCAGCCGACCGAAGCCCAGGCGCUGCUGCAGCAAGACGAUCCCUUCACAGUGCAGUUCCGAUGCAAAACCGGUUUCGAGCAGGCCUUGGCCGAAGCGGAGGUGCUGGAUAAGCCCACUUUCCCGAUGCUCUGCGCCUUGACUCUCUACCUGUCGGCGCUCCAGCUCCACAGCCGCGGCAAGGGCAUCUGGAUUCUCAACGGCAUGGCCCUCCGUAUCGCACAGGCAUUGGGCCUCCACCGUGACGGCGAACGGCUCGGCCUGCCCCCGUUCCAGGCCGAACUCCGCCGGCGAGUCUGGUGGCACAUCAUCAGCCGCGACGGCCGCGCAGCCGAGGACUUCGGCCUCCAGGGAUUCUGCUCCCGGCGUUCCGACGCCCGCCUGCCUCUCCCGAUCGACGACACCGACCUCCGCCCCGACAUGCCCGCCCUCCCGCCUCCCCGCUCCGGCGUCUUCACGGCCAUGACACUGCCCCUCGCCAACUUCGAAAUCACGCGCGCCGUGCGCCGGCUGGGCAGCAUCGCCGCCGCCGCAACACCCACAUCUCCGCCGGACGAGUCCGUCCGAGUGCAAAUCAUCCAGGAGGCGAGGCAGCGCGUCGACGAACUCCUCGCCGGCUGCAACCCCGUCAUCCCCCGCCACCGGCUGGCGCUGCUGACCUCGCGCCUAGCGAUGCAAAAUGCCGACCUCGUGUCCCGGCAGCAGUGGCUGGCGCUGAAAUACCGCAAGCAUAGCGACGAUGGUAACAGCUCGCGCGACAUGAUGCCGACGGAGAGGGACCUGGUCGAGGCGCUUGACGUGCUGGACCUGGCGCUGCAGAUAUGGGGCGACGAGAUGCUGAGGCCGUACUCGUGGCUGUGGCGGACGAAUCCAGAGUACCACGUCGUCAUGUACCUGCUCUGGCAUCUCUGCGUGCAGCCCGAGGGGCCCAACGUGGAACGGGCGUGGGUAACGGUGGAUCGGUGGUUUACCGAGAACAAGGAGAUGGGAGACGGGCAGGGACACAAGGGAGCCAUCCUGGCUGCGUUGAGGCGCAAAGCUGAGGUGAUGCGGGAUGCGAAAACCAAGGCUGCCGGACGCGAAGGGGCGGUUGGCACGCCGUGGGGCCCGGGGGUCUUGGGGGGUAUGUCUGUGGGCGGGGACAACGAGUGGAAUGGCGAUCUCAACGAGGUGCCAGACUGGGGAGCCUUUAUCCAGGCUUUCCAGUUGGACGGCCAAGAAUUUUCAGGCAUGGGAUGGUACAACUGA
This is a messenger RNA of Parathielavia appendiculata, 2090 nucleotides long. RefSeq lists its product as uncharacterized. The coding region runs from base 60 to 2090 and encodes 676 amino acids. Gene Ontology annotation, biological process: DNA-templated transcription; regulation of DNA-templated transcription. The record is from RefSeq and is a predicted model, not a curated record. The transcript is spliced from 2 exons. Lineage: Eukaryota; Fungi; Ascomycota; Sordariomycetes; Sordariales; Chaetomiaceae. Gene Ontology annotation, molecular function: DNA binding; DNA-binding transcription factor activity, RNA polymerase II-specific; zinc ion binding.